AUGCUCACCGACGAUUUCGGGCCAGAAGUCCGAGUGGAAUAUAUUUACGACGCUUAUGGAUGUGAACAAAGCUUUACUCUUUGCAAAGCUUGUAACCUCAGCUACUGGUGCCGGUCGUGCCGAAGUUGUCAUGGAUGCUAUGAUGCUAAAACUAGAUGCACAGCAACAUGUCGCCAUCAAGAUGGGAAAGUUUGUAUCGUCGCGAAACGAUCAUUCGACACGAAGAAGCAGCAGUUCGACUUCGUCAACCGGUUCACGAGGACGUUCCCGGACUUUUGGAGCUACACACUGUCGGCACAUGACCGAAAGGUAGCCCGUCACGCGAAAAAGCUCGAUUUCGUCCACGGCCCCUUCCGAUAUUACAUGGACAACUGGGUGGCCGAGUUUGAGAACGAGGACAACCGGCCUAGCGAGAUGGAUAUGGAGGAGCAGUGGGGGUUGGAUGUCAUUCCGACACCAGCUUUUGCCAGCGUGGCGCUGACCGGCUAUGAAGGCGAAGACCCAGCUGAUUAUGCGAGCUUCUGGAGACCGCUAAGAAAUUUCCCGUUCCUCGAGUUCACGAUCCCCGACCGAGAAAAUGAGUGCUGGGUGGCGAUGUGGGACGAGUACGACGUUUUUGAGCAGGCGCUGAUUCAUUGCCCUCCCGAGGUUGAACAAAAACGGAUAAUCAUCGCCGAGCAGCCGGAUCAUCACGACGUUUUCGCCGAUGGUGUCGAAUUCGAAGCUCACGUCAAAGAUAUGCUCGAAACAUUAACGCCGAAAAUUCGUGCUCAAACUCAAGCUUAUCGAGCUAUGCGGUCACUGCUCCUCGUCACAUUUCUCGUGGCUCUUAUUUCAUUCUUGAGCGUCUCCUCGGCGGCUCCAGCCGAGAAUGUCGACGCGUACGUGCGAUCGUGGGCUGACUACGCGCCCGAGCCCUUCCAGCUGAGGAAGAAAUGGAGCCGACUCGAGCCGAGCAUCCGCUUCUUCAAGCGCUCCGGAGGCUAU
Messenger RNA from Mesorhabditis spiculigera, 987 nucleotides. The record is from the annotation of a GenBank genome assembly. NCBI's taxonomy places the organism in Eukaryota, Metazoa, Nematoda, Chromadorea, Rhabditida, Rhabditidae.